Molecule: messenger RNA, 2465 nt
Organism: Polyodon spathula (Mississippi paddlefish)
Lineage: Eukaryota; Metazoa; Chordata; Actinopteri; Acipenseriformes; Polyodontidae
Product: protein phosphatase 1K, mitochondrial-like
Exons: 7
Coding region: 605-1711 (368 amino acids)
Biological process (GO): protein dephosphorylation
Molecular function (GO): cation binding; protein serine/threonine phosphatase activity
Source: RefSeq, a predicted model, not a curated record
UCCUAAAUUUAAGACAGUUUGGUCUCUGUUGCCUUUUCUGGAAUGUUCUGUAUCUUUUGGUGGCUUCACUUGGGCGUUGCAUUCGCCAGAGAACUGAAAAUAAAUCCGGUUUUUGCAAACAAAUAUAAGACUUCUUUGAAAUUGACGGACAUGUAAAAAAAAAAUAAAAUAAAAUAAAAACAUUGUUCACGGAAAAACAAAACGGAAGUUAUGUACAAUCACAUGCGUGUGUGUUAGUUUGACAUAUUCACUGAAACGGACACUGAACUCUUUCCACAUGGAUGUCCGUGUAUGGACAAGUAGCCAACCCCUAGCCCCAAGCUAUUGUAAUGUUCCUUACAUCGAGCAGCUGUAGUCAAUAGCGCAUGCUCAGUUACAUUGAGGCUAUUUUACCCGAAGAGAUCCACGCCUCCCAGGCCAGUCUGUGGGGUAUUAUUACUCCGCCCACCGAUAGGUUAUAAAAACCGUGGCGUGCAGCGCCAGUUGCUGACUGAACUGAAAGCUGCAGAACGUUUCAGACAGCAUCGUAGAGACCGGGCUAUUUUCAACUGCUUCAUACGCUUCCCAGUAGGUAUUUAUUUACUCUUUAAAUCGUCAGAUAGUUAUGUCUAUGGCCAUCGCAUUUUUCAAACAUGGAAGGGUUGUGGUUGAGAGAGCAGUGAAUAUCGGCGCUUUCUGUAGUAAGAAUUCUUGCCCCAAAAUCUCACGGGGGAUUUCAUCAACCAGCGGAAGAAAGAAUUUGGCAGCAGUAGCAGAGAGGCGUGUUCAGCAGCCCGCCGCAUGGGACAGUUUCGGAAUUUGGUUAGACGAGCCUGUUGUGCUUCCGCCUCGUUCAGUACAUACCAGCCACAACAUAAAAACUAACAUUCCCAAUGUUGGCUGUGCAAGUCAGAUUGGAAAAAGAAAAGAGAACGAAGACCGUUACUGCAUUGAAAAGCUUUCCGACAAUAUUUAUUUCUUCGCGGUGUUCGAUGGGCAUGGCGGAGCUGCCGCAGCAGAGUUUUGCUCCAGGAAUCUGCGACACUUCAUUAUGAGAAACAUUCAGCUGGAGUCUGAGCUGGAAUCAGUUCUAGUGAAGUCCUUCCUUCAAAUCGACAAUGCUUUCUUGCAGAGCAUUUACAGUUCAGGAGAAGAUGUUGUGCUCUCUGCUGGAACGACUGCGACAGUUGCCUUGUUGCGCAGUAAGACUGAGCUUGUGGUUGCAAGUGUUGGAGACAGUCCAGCUGUUCUCUGCCGUGAGGGGAAAGCAGAACCCUUAACUGAAGAUCAUAGCCCAAGGCGUAAAGAUGAAAGGCAAAGAAUUCAGCAGUGUGGUGGUUUCAUUGACUGGAACAGUUGUGGUGAGCCUUAUGUCAACGGAAGGCUAGCUAUGACUCGGAGUAUUGGUGAUGUCCAUGUUAAACCUUACGGAGUGACAGCAGAGCCUGAAAUUACUGCAGUAAAGUUGCAACAUAAUAAAGAUUGCUUCCUGGUUUUAACAACUGAUGGAGUUAGUGGGUUCAUUGAAGGACAGGAAAUGUGUGACCUUGUGAAGAAGUGUCAGGACCCAUCAGAAGCUGCUCUUAUUGUUGCUGAUCAAGCGCUACAGUAUGGAUCGCAAGAUAAUGUAACUACGAUGGUGGUGCCACUUGGCGCAUGGGGAAAAUACAAGAAUGCCCUGACAUCCUCAAGCUUUGGAAGAAUCAUGGUGGCUAGCGGCCGGUGGAGUUAACUGGAAAUGCAGUACGAUUGGUCUGUUGAGCCAUGACUGUUAUGUAUUUCUUGUACUGUUGUCACAUGUCUUAUUUCUUCAUGCCAUUGAUACUGUGAAAAAUGUUUGUCUUUUUUACUGUGCCCAAAGGAUUAAGUUGUAUAAUAUUGAUUUUUUUGUACUCUGCAAACCACAUCUGCUGUCCGCCUUUUGUUCUGAAAAGUGAAGCACAGCAAGCAGGACAUCUGGACCUAAGAGGUUCUUGUACCAUACAUUUUGUUUAUGAAAGUUUACAGAUUUGUGCUGCAAUGCACUUCAAAAAGUGCCAUUUUCAUCACUCCUCCCCAUUUUAGCUUCAGAUGGAACCAUUUGUUUUAAACCAGAGGUUGUAGUAGGCUGACAAUGUUUUUUUGUGGGGGGGACGGACUGAUGAAUGUAUUUUAAUUCAUUGUAUAGCUGUAAAUUUAUGUAGCAUAAAUGUUUGUAAAGAAAAAACUAAUUAUUUUAAAGAUGCAUUGUAAAGUGUGUGUUUGUUUUUUUUUUUUGGGGGGGGGGGGGGGGUUGCUUGAACAAUUUACAAAAAUGCUGGUUAGAUUGUUCAGCCCAGUUAUUUUUGGUUGAAAAGCAGAUGAACCACUAAUUAGAUAGAUUUGUUAAAUUCCCUACAAAAUACAUGUAUUUUUUCUUUAUAUACCUUAUUGUGGUGUUGGUGGUCUCACGCUGUAAAAAGUGUUACCUGAAAUAUAUUUUAAAAUUAAAAUGUUUCCACUCCUCA